AUGAAGGUCACCACUUGCCUCUCCGGAGGCCUUACCCUGCUCCUCGGCCUUUUGCUCGCCGGCCUCACUUUCGCUGCCGGCGCUGGUGAGACGGGAUUGGCCACCGCCCCUGACAAGCUCACGCGCAACGUUGUCACGACGUCCUUCUCUCCGAACUAUGACAAGUGGGCCGGUGUGGUGUUCCCGCAGCCUCCUUCUUCCGGUCACUUCACCGCGGUUCAGGCAAGCUUCACGGUCCCUAAGGUCACCAUUCCUGUCGGAUUCCCGCCCGAGGAUUACUGGGAGGCUGCUAUCAAUGUCGGUUUUGGUGGUACCACAGGCAGCAACAACUACUGGAUCCAAGUCGGUAUCCUCUUAACCGUCCAGGCCUCUGGCGAGAGUACGUACCGCGCCUUCCACGUGUGGUAUCCGAAGAGCGAUGCAAUCUUCGACGACUCUGAGCUGGCCAUCUCCGAGGGAGAUGUGGUCACAAUGCGCGUCGAGGCAUACUCACUCUCCACUGGCAUUGCCAUUGUCGAGAAUCACACCACUGGCAAGGGCGUCCACAAGAUCUUGGAUGCUCCUGCCAACGCACCGCCUCUCCUCGGCCACCAUGCUGAGUGGUUCAUCGCGGAGCCAGUCGACAACCAGCUCGCCAACUUCAGUACGGUUCAAUUCACCAAUGCAGUCGCCUACACCAGCGAUGGCAGGAACAUUGGCCCCGAAGAGGGUGGCGCUCUCAUUUCUACCAUUCGGGACGGCUGGAAGUUGAUGACGGACACUGUCUUGGGCACCCGUGAGCUCACAGUCACAUUUGAUCCCCGCGUUGGAAAGCGUCGCGCCAUGGAGAAGCGCACCGUGGAUCCCGUCCGCCCCGGCGGCAGUGCUGGUGUCAGGUUCGUCCAGCCUCUUGAAAAUGACAACUAUCGUGCCAUCCAGGGUACCUUCAUCGUGCCUGCGCUGUCUGUGCCGGGCGCUGCACUGGAGCGCAACUACACCGCCGUCGUCGCAGUCAAGAUCGGAGGUACUGCCCAAGAUGAUGAACCUAGCUCCUCUGUCGGUGUCAAUCUCAUCGUCGCACCCCAAAUGGGCAAUACUGUCUGGUAUGAGCCCUUCUUCAAAAUGGGUGGAGUCGAGCAUUACUUCAACGACUUCCCCAUUGCCCAAGGCGAUGUGUUGGCUCUACAGCUUGAGUUCGACAAUGCCAACGGCACCAGCGGUCGCGGUACCAUCACCAAGCACGGAAACCUCAACAGCGGCAAUGAAAGGGCAAAUGCAACCAUCACCUUGACCGGCGGAGACGUUGUUCAAGGCUAUCAUGCCGAGUGGGUGGUGACCGACCCAUUUGCAAAGAACGUGUCUGAGUUUCCGGCGCACGAGCCUUUCCCUGAUUUCGACACAGUCGAGUUUACCGAUACGCUCGUCGAGACGACAAGUGGCAGGAAGGCUGGCCCAGGAGAUGCGAACGGCAACUAUGUGGAGUCGAUGCGCAUCUACGGUCCGGGAGGUGUGCCCAUGACGGAUGUGCUGAUUGGCACUACCCUAGUGAGCAUUGUGUACAAACCUCUCCCCGAGGAGAAGUAA
This is a messenger RNA of Diplodia corticola, 1563 nucleotides long. RefSeq names its product aspergillopepsin-2 heavy chain. The transcript is spliced from 2 exons. Gene Ontology annotation, biological process: proteolysis. Lineage: Eukaryota; Fungi; Ascomycota; Dothideomycetes; Botryosphaeriales; Botryosphaeriaceae. Gene Ontology annotation, molecular function: glutamic-type endopeptidase activity. Bases 1 to 1563 code for a protein of 520 amino acids. The record is from RefSeq and is a predicted model, not a curated record.